Molecule: messenger RNA, 4220 nt
Organism: Ahaetulla prasina
Lineage: Eukaryota; Metazoa; Chordata; Lepidosauria; Squamata; Colubridae
Gene: CDCA7
Product: cell division cycle associated 7
Exons: 10
Coding region: 120-1343 (407 amino acids)
Biological process (GO): regulation of DNA-templated transcription
Cellular component (GO): nucleus
Source: RefSeq, a predicted model, not a curated record
CCACCGUAUCUAAUCCCCGCCUCCGGCGAAUUCUAAGUAGCUUUGGCGCGAGUCUGAGUCUUGUGGUUAACCCGGGAGAAGCUUCGGGAGCUCCACGCGUGGCAAAUCUGCAGUUAGUAAUGGACCCCUUCGGCUUGCAGGGCAACCUUUCAGAGAAGAGAAAAUCCACAGCAUUCCGUAAUACUAGACUAAUCCCUAUGGAAACGUCUUCAUCCUCUGAUGAUAGCUGUGACAGUUUUGGCUCUGAUAAUUUUGCAAACACGAAACCAACCUUCAAGCCAGAAGUUGCAGAAGAAAUGGCUAAAAUAUUUUACGAGGAUUCAGAUGAAGAAUCUUUCUGUGGCUUUUCAGAAAGUGAGAUUCAAGACGUGCUGAAACUGGGGACAGAUUCUGAAGAAGAAGCAGAGAAAUGUUCACGUAAAUGGCCUAAGAAAAGUGCUGCUCCCCUUAAAGUUGCUCUGAAGUUCCCACCACGAAGGUCUAAGAGGGGAAAGAGUAAAACAGUUCCAGCUUCACAACCUUCCUGUAAAUUGGACUCUGAGGCAGAAUCUGAUGAAGAAAGUGGACCCAAAUUCUUGGAGAGAAGAGCUUUAAAUAUAAAGGAGAACAAAGCCAUGCUUGCAAAGCUAAUGGAAGAAUUAAAAAAUGUGUCUGGAAUUUUUACUAAAAGAGGCCCGCUCGCAACUCCUACUUUGAAAGCCCAGCGCAGUCCAAGGAAAUCAGUUCCCAGAAGUGCUCCAAGGAGGAAUCCAGAAAGAAGUUCUAGGCCUCACACAAGAUCCAGAUCCCUAAUUGAAGGUCCUCCAAAUUCCAUGUCUAUGGAGGAAGAGGAGGAGGAUCCCUACAUGUUAGUGAGAAGGAAAAUGUAUGACGAUUUUUCUGAGGAUGAAAGGGAUACCCCCAGAAGAAAGCGCACUAGUGCUAUGACUCUUCCCCAUGUCAUCCGUUCAGUGGACGAAAUAACCGAGGAAGAGCUGGAUAAUAUUUGUGAAACUGUGAAAGAUAAAGUCUACAACCGUGCAACGGGUUCUACCUGUCAUCAGUGUCGUCAGAAAACGACAGAUACUAAGACAAAUUGCCGGAACCCAGAGUGUCUUGGAGUACGUGGCCAAUUCUGUGGACCUUGUCUUCGUAAUCGUUAUGGAGAAGAAGUCAGGGCUGCCUUGUUGGAUCCAAACUGGUACUGCCCACCUUGCCGUGGGAUCUGCAAUUGUAGCUUCUGCAGGCAGCGGGAAGGAAGAUGUGCUACUGGCGUCUUGGUUUACUUAGCCAAGUAUCAUGGAUAUGAUAAUGUCCAUGCUUACUUGAAAAGUUUGAAACAAGAACUUGAAAUGCAAGAAUGAACUUCUGAAGCAAUUCCAGAAUAAUCUUCAGCGCAUAUGCUUAGAUUGUCUGAUUUGAGAAUUCACUUUUAUUAAUGGUUGGCAUCUUUCAGAAAAGGGAACAAAAAUUGUGGCUUUUGACUGAAGUUCAAAGUUGCAGGAUAGAGGUUCGUCAUACCGUUAAAUCAAAGCUUUCCUACUUAGUCCUGUUUCAUGAUGAAUGCUACUGGAUCUUAAUUAGCAUCCCGCAGAGCAGGAAGAGGUCUCAUUCAACCCAUUGGGUAGCUGCGGCUUCAUACAAAGGCUAUAACCAACCAAAAACAGUACUUGCCAUUAUAGUUCUCCGGAAUCUCACUGUGUGAGAUUUUCUGGUGGCAGUUUUCAUAGGUACUUUCCCCAUGCAACUCUUGAGUUUACGUUCAUGUUGGAACUGCUGCGGUCACAUUAUCCCUAACUAUUGUUAAUGUUAGCUGAGUCCAAUUUUUGUUUCCCCUUUGUUGGAAAGAAAGUCUUUGGGGAGGCAUUCAAUGUAUCUACAUUUGCAGUUAUCAUGUAUAGUAGAUUCAGUAAUGAAUCAAACGCUAGCUUUUAAAGCUAUUGUAAAUAGCAGCUGUGAUUAUCUAAUUGCAAAGCAACUUAAAUUCCUGACAACUUUUUUUGAAAGAAGCAGUGAUAACUCGAUACUUAGGUUCAAAAUUUUGAUAGUAAUUGAAAUGGUUUAAAUCAACAAGUGAAGUGUACUUGAUCAGUCAUGCUUAGGACCAUGUUUCGUUCUGUUUAAAAUAAUACUUACAAUGAAAGUGUGACUAAAAGGGUCUUGAGAAGAUUCAGACUUAUGAAAAAUUAGUAAAUGGUUUGAUCCUAAAGCUUAUUGACCCCGAGAUCUUGGUAAGGGAUAUUUAAAAGGAACCAUUAGGGAAGGCAGUUUCAUUAGGGCUGCAGCAAUCCAAAAAUAAUUAGCUGGAAGCAAGUUGUAAAAGCAAACUGUCUCUUUGCUGUUAGUUUAGACUUUUGCAGACUGGUUCAAGUAAUUCUAAAUUGGAUUAUUGACCAAAUAAUUUCACUAAUAUAUAAAGCAUCAUGCCUUAGAUUUUCUCAAGAAUUGUUUAUUGUAGAUAAGGAUUCACAAGUCUUCCAUCAUAGUUUAUGCUGGAGCCAAUCUUGCAUGAUCUGCAUGUUGGGUUGUAAAUGCAAGGCUUUCAGGCAGCAAUUUGAUAAACUCUGUGCUUGUCUAAAGUGACCAUGAACAAUACAAUUUCAUGAGUUGUAAUGUAGAUAGGAUCCUAAUUGGUGAUAUUUCAAACUGUGUUGGUUAAUAAGGCAUGGAGCUUGUGCAUCAAACACAGGUGGAGGUUGUGGCUUUCAUAUACUAACUGGUAGUGUAUCUGCUUAAAUGCUGUGCUAACUGGAUAAAAGCUACCCAUCCAAAGUGCAUUGGAUAUAAAAUCGUGUUGAAUAAACUGCCAGAGGGGAAGUGAACAGAUCUCUUGAGUUGCCGAGACCCUUUAAGAAGGAAUCACUUUUGCUACUUUUCCAUGUAAUACUCAUACUAAGUACCAUUUGUAAGCAGUUCAAUACAAUAUAAAAUCUAAACGGAAGAAUAUCAUCUCUCCCACAGAGAGUUUAGAUUUAAUUUUCAUAGUGCACAUUUCAGGGGGAAAAAUCAUCGGCUGUUUUGCUUUGCCUCUAAAAUUGUGGUGUUAUAAUGCUUGGACACGUGGCUGUUAAUUUUCUGAAGAUUUGUUUUAAAUGCAGCAAAAGACAGUAGCACUACUCAAGUCUUUUCCCUAGGGUAGUUUAAACAAUACUGUAACCUGAUACUUUUUAUGUAUGAAAUGUAAUUUUGAUUAAUUAAAGUUUGCUUAGCAGUGGGCUGAAAAGGCCGUUGUUUCUUGUGCUUCUGUGUGUGCCAAGGUUCCAUGUUGAUUUCAGCACUUAUAUUUUGUGUACAGGAUAAAACAUCCAUGACUCUGAUCCUGUACGAAAACUGCUUGCAGUGCAUAUUCAGAUUUUCCAUAUUUCAUUGUAAUCAGAUCAGGAUGUUAACAGCAAGGGGGAAAAACACAAUUGCAGCAGGGAAAUUUAAAGUAACUAUUUUCUCCUUCCCUCUCCUCAUCCUUUUAAGCAGCAAAGUUGCCUUUAAUAAUCCCAGCUUUGAUCUUUGUCUUGUAACAUUCUACAGGCGUUCUACAGUUCCCCAUCCAGAGUAUGGUCACAGUUAAUCUAAUGUAUGUAGACUGCAGAUGCAGAUAGCUGCGUUAGAUGGAUAAAGGUUAUGUUAUGCCAAAACUCAGGAGUCUGGUACCAACUCUUCAGAUUAUAAUAUUUUACUAAAAGGCAUAAGCUUUUCCAAGCAACAUCUUAUAAUGGCAUGCCUAGCACUGAAGCUAAUUGGCAUGAACAAGAUUUUAUACUGGGGGAAAAAAAUCCAGAUUAGAAUGAAAAGCUAUGCUAUGUACCUUUGUCUCUCCUAGACAAUAUUUUUUUUUUAUAGUUAAAGUGAGCCUGUAGUUCUCCUAUUCUGACCUGAAGAACCUACUUGGAUCUUCACUUUUGAAAGCAGGUUCUGUUGAAUGAGUUACAUUUUAUAUCCUGCACUUGGGAUAAUCCCUAAAUUGAAAACUCACACUGAUUAUAGAGAUGCCAGGAAAUCCGCCAGCGUAUCUCUGAAGGCUGUACUAUUUUGCAUCACAAAGCAAACUCCCAGCCAUUGUGAAUGAGUCUUGCUUUAAUCCAGAAAGAUCUAUAUCCACAACUUUACCCCAUUUCCUGGGAACAUGUAAUUAAUCAUUUGUACCUUAUUUUUCAUAGCAGCUUUCAAUCCAAACCAAUGAUAUAUAGGAAAUUGCCUUUAUUAUAAAAUAACGGCAUAUCCCCCCCCCCAUAAGUAUUGCAUUG